Messenger RNA from Physcomitrium patens, 1962 nucleotides. RefSeq lists its product as uncharacterized. The record is from RefSeq and is a predicted model, not a curated record. Lineage: Eukaryota; Viridiplantae; Streptophyta; Bryopsida; Funariales; Funariaceae.
ACAAAGCCGUUUUUAACUUCGUUUACUUUUCACAUGGUAAUUGUUAAGCCCUGAAUUCCUAGUUUUUCCGUAUCUAAGGGUGUUCAAGACAUUUCUAAUUCUAGCGACGAAUCGUUAUUACUGGAAUAUAGGGUGUCAGUCAGAUAUCUUCAUCUACAGCGCUGCUUUUUGCCGUUGGUGCGUUCGCAGCAACAUUGACAUCCUUUUCCUGACAUUAGGCUCGUGUUUUGGUUGCAUUGUUUCGAUUGUCAUGUGAGAGAGGUUGGAAGAAUUUGAGAUUUUGUCAUGGACGUAACACAGACAGCCAGGCUGAGCACUUUCGCUUUGGUUAAUCCUUGCAAAGAAUAUGGUCGUGUCGAAUGCGUUUCUUCUCGGACCAAACUCUUCCACAGUGGGCCAGAAGAGGGUAGUGUGCUGAAAGCUGGUUGCAGAGGACGGAGUUGGUCGAGGAGAUUAGACGAUAAAUGUGGGUUCUUGAAACGAUCUACUGCUCUCCAUGUGGCUAGGGCAGGUCCAAAACAAGAUGGACCUUCAGGAGAUGGUCUUUCCUCCUCGAAGCCUAGUGUUGAGAAGAAUGGAAGUUCUUUUCAUCCAGAGGAAGUUAGUAGUGUAGAUCUCGAUAAGUCUGGAGGCACGAAGGGGGCUGUGAAUCCACUGGUGACAACAGCUGGGGCAUCGAAUUCAAGUGGCAGUCGGGCAGGUCUGUUUCGAACACCUAUCUCUGGUGGUGUGCAGAGUGCGACAUCUUCACAUGGGCUUCCUCAUCCUGCAAUUGCUGUACGCAAUCUCAUUGAACAGGCUCGUUUCGCACAUCUGUGUACAGUCAUGUCACGUAUGCACCAUCGUCGGCGAGGUUAUCCCUUUGGUUCACUGGUGGACUUUGCAACGGAUAACCGUGGACAUCCAAUCUUCUCAUUAUCACCGUUAGCAAUCCACACAAGAAAUCUGCUAGCAGAUCCAAGGUGCACUCUGGUAGUUCAGCAGAUUCCAGGAUGGAGUGGACUCGCAAAUGCAAGGGUUACAAUAUUUGGAGAUGUGUAUCCUCUUCCUCCUGAACAGCAGGAGCUUGCACAUAAAUAUUACCGUGCAAAGCAUCAGCAAGGAGCAUCCCAACAGUGGAGUAAUUUUACUUUUUAUCGCAUGGAAAACAUAAGUGAUAUCUACUUUGUGGGAGGAUUUGGUACUGUCCAAUGGGUAGAUGUGGAGGAAUACGACUUGGCUCGACCUGAUCUUAUUGCAGUCAAUGGGGCAGAGAAAACAUUACAGGAACUCAAUUUAAGAUUUUCAAAGAAGAUUAGGGAGCUUUUAGCCGUAGAAUCAGAGGUUGAUGAUGCUGCUUUGAUUUCAAUAGACAGCAAAGGUGUCGACGUUCGUGUCCGGCAAGGUGCACAGUUCAACGUAAGACGUAUGUCAUUUGACGAAGUUAAGGCUGUGGAGACUCUGGACCAAGCAAUUGUGGCUCUGCAGAAGAUUGUGGAUAGAGGAGUGCGGUUUCUACACUGAAACAUACCUCGUGGGAAUGAAUCGGCCAUUUAGCUACAUGAAUGCCACCAGCAACGACAACUUCAUGUUCUUGGAGCAGACUUAUGUGCUAUCAUGUUAUUUUUCUCAACCAGACAUGUUGCUUGCGAUUACUGCCUAGGUUUACAUGUACAUGAGUGACUACCUCCGACGUUUGGGCACAUAUUUCUAGCCAGCGUUGUUAACAUCGCAUUUUUUUCGCGAUGUAAACCCCUGAACAGUUGAUGAGAUGUAUGUCACGCCAACUACUUCUGCAAACAGUGAGCUCUCUAGAUCUAGUGUGCAGCGUGAAGCUGAGGUUUAUGCCUUUCCUAAGAAUUAGUGGGACCUUGCGAGGAAUAGCUUUUCAUGGCUGAAAGGAUUACAAUCAAGUUUUGAUGAUUUUACUAGCUACUUUCAUGUGUGCCAAUUUUGUGCACUCAAUCGCUGCAUGCUUUCUUA